Mytilus californianus (California mussel) is the source of this 2159-nucleotide messenger RNA. RefSeq lists its product as uncharacterized. Bases 672 to 2024 code for a protein of 450 amino acids. The transcript has a single exon. NCBI's taxonomy places the organism in Eukaryota, Metazoa, Mollusca, Bivalvia, Mytilida, Mytilidae. The record is from RefSeq and is a predicted model, not a curated record.
UUUGUAUAGUGAGAAGGAUUGGAAUCUCGCGGUAUAUCGACACUUCUCGCGUAUCGUGAGAUGUUGCGUACUCGCCACUAUACAUUGCUACUCGCCUGUAUGUGUAAAUAUCCGGUUAUAUCGCUUGGUUGACAACGUUAUGAACACACACAAUUAUUUUGCUUUCUUUAUGGUAAGCUACGCUCUAUUUACGAUAUUUUGUUGAGACUUAACGAUGAAAUAAUUCUUAUUUCUCUUAAAUUACAAAGUGAUUAUUACCUAAAUCGACCAAAAGGAACUGUUGGCGUUUAUAAAGUCUAUCUCUGCAAUUUUCGUAUUAAAAAUGAAGUUUGUAAAUUUUAUAUUCAUGCCGGUAAAAGAUUAAAGUUGAAUAUUCCCCCUCAUGUGACCGCAGUUUUGAUAGUCCAAUAUUAUCAUCUUGAUGAUCAUUUACUCAAAGAGGUAGAUGAAAUACUUAUUUGAUUGUCGCAGCUUGUUGUUUGACUUUCUGUUUUUAUAAAUACGGAUUAUUUUUUUUUAAAUAGUUCUUUGUUAUUCAAUUAAGCAAGGCACUGCUUGUAAUUGGAAUAUAUUUUUGUGGUGAUUAGAUUAAUUAGGUAAAGAAUAUAUAUAAUUAAAUAAUUUACAACCUUUAAUCUCAGACAUUACAUUUAAAUAAAAAAAGAAUUAAGAUGAUUAAUCAAAUGAAGUCUUUGAUCUCAAUAUCAGAACAAGCUAAGAUAUAUUAUAAAAUGGGAUAUUUAUUUAUCAACUUUCAGUUAAAAUUAUCAUUCAAUGUUACAACCAUGUCAGAUUUUUUAUCUUGGGACCAAGAUAUUGACCUUGAUCUUUUGUUAGGUGAAUUUACUGAGUAUGAUCCAGAACCAAGUGACAGUGAUGAAGAAUGUUACAAUGCUAAAAAGAAAAAGUCUGAACCUGUACCAGAUGCAUGUAGUAAACCAUCAUACAGUUGCCCUGUGUGCAAAAAGACUCUGAAAACAAUUUCAGGCUUCCGUGGUCAUGUCCAGAAACAACAUGGACAAAAUCUGAGAGCAACAGACCAUCGCACACAUGCAGAUAGUAAACUACCUAGCACUGUGGUCCGUGACUCUUUAAAUGAAAGUUCAUUUGCUGAAAUAUUCCCUACAGCUUUGCAGUCCAGUUUGUCUAACAUUGCUAAUGAUCCAUUUACUAUCAAUGACAGUAUUACCGACAUAUGCAAAUUUGUGACCAAUUCAGCACUAGUGCAAGACAUUUUGUUGAAAUAUUUCCAACAUAUUUUUGUUGUACCAACAAGCAACAUAUCUUCCUCAUGUGACAGAGAGCAGAUGUUUCGCCGUUUACAUAUAAGUAGAGUUAAUCCAGAAUUAACAAAGACUUUUGGCUCACAUUGUCCAUCUCAUUCAUUAAACUCUAUUAACUUAUUUCUACAGAUGGUACAUGAAGAUAUUGUUGGUGAAAUUUUUAAAGUUCAGACAAUGACAGCUGUACAUAAAUCAACAACAGAUCAGCAAAAGUUAACCGAAAAUGACCAAAGCAUUCUGUAUUAUAUUGCUGGUUACACCAUUCGUGCCCUACAGAAGAGAUACACCAGGUACUCUACUAAGAAGUUGUCCGUCAUUAAUAAAUUUACAGACAAUUCCUCUUGUGUUAACUUUGUGAAAACAUAUGACAAGUGGUACAAGACGCAAGACCGUGGUGGCCUUCAGAAACCAUCAGAUUCCCUAUUUUUAUUAAUUCGUGAAUUAGAGACAGUUAUUCGUAAAACAGUUCAGCCUUCAUACAGUGCUAGUUCGCUUCUUAUUGAUCCUUUAAAAGAAGCUAUGAUGGAAGCGUUCAUGGUGAAACAUUAUUGUGACAUCCUUAUGCAAGGUGAAACUGCAGAUAUUGUGUCAACUAUAACUGAAGACAUCAUUCAUUUGUUUUUAACCAUCCGUGGCUUUGCUGUUACUCGUAUAGAACGAAAUAAACUGACCAAACAAGCAAAAUCUCAAACAUCAUCCAGUCUAAGACAAGCCUUGAAAGGGAAAUCUUUAAAUUGUUGACACUGUGAAAUUUACUUUUGUGUCUGUUCACACAUGAAAUGUAAUGAUUAUUUAAAUUAUUUCCACAUGAUCUUGAUGUAACUGUUGUUUGAACAUGGAUGAUAUUUAAAAAAAAGUGAAAUAUAUACAUGUCUU